Molecule: messenger RNA, 1152 nt
Organism: Monomorium pharaonis (pharaoh ant)
Lineage: Eukaryota; Metazoa; Arthropoda; Insecta; Hymenoptera; Formicidae
Exons: 6
Coding region: 649-1035 (128 amino acids)
Source: RefSeq, a predicted model, not a curated record
GCUGCGUACAACUUGGAGCAGGCUCGCAUUGUUUACUAUCUCCACUACUCCAGAUCCCAGCCCCAGAUCCCAGCCCCCGGCCCCAGCCCAAGAUUACUAAACUGUACAGGUUGUCUCAUGGUUACACGACAUUAGUCCGAAAACUAGAUGGGGAAAAUGUUGGUACCAACAAAAUUCUCUAGACAUUUCAAUUUCAAUUUUUACAUGUUAGUAACAUUGUUUAAGUAGUAAAUCCACGAGUGUUCGGAGUUUCGGAGACGUUUUGACAUAUGCGCGCGCCAAAAUAAUAAAUAUUAAGUUAAAUUGUAACAUGUAAUUGAAAUUAAUGUUAAAAAAUUACAACUGAAUAUUAAGUACAUAGAGAUGAACAAGAAAAAAAAUGUUUUAUAUAUUUAUAUACAAUUCUAGUGAAUUCUUGAUCCGGCUGUUCCGUCCGAUCGGAACGUGUAUAUUCCUCAAUUCCGGACGGAUCGGGCGGGUGUUUCUGACCGCACAAGUUUUAAAACACCAUUGUAUUGGAAAAACAUCAUUAGUAGACCUAUUCUGUAACUGUUAACGACAGUUUGAAUAGGCCUACAGGGUAUGAAGUUUUAUUCCGAAUUGUCUCAAUUCACGUAAUAGUGUGACAAGCUGAAAUUCUAUACUGAGAUGAGUACCAACAAUCACGGAAAAGGACCGGCUGUAAAAUGCGGUUACUGUGGAUGGUUAAUGUUCGGGUCCUGUGCGGGAAUUAUAGGCCAUGACUGCUUCAAAAGCUAUGAUGAAGAUAUUCAUUUUAUUGUUAUCGAUGAGAAGGGUCGUGCUACAAUGAGAGUGAAGAAAGUAGAAGAAAAUAUAGACGCACCACCAUCAGAGAGUAACAAUGAGUCUACUUCGUAUUCAGCAGAUAUAAUGGACGAGAUGCUCAUCGAUGCCGUAGAGAAGAGACCAGGUCUGUGGAAUCAAAAAUUGCCAGUUAAAAGGCGAAGUCCCUGUGUACGAGGAGAAUUGUGGGAUGAAGUUUUCAAUAAUCUUGGUUUUAAGGAUGUAGCGUGAAUGAAAUCUUGGUGGACGUACCUGAGGGACUGCUACUCAAAAGCUCGCAAAAAAUGAAAGGUUACGUACGCAGCGGAUCGUGUGCGGAAGCGGGGCAUCCGCAAAAAAGUACAUUUC